ACAAUAUAAGAUAUGUUUGGUGGCGGAUGUGGUGAAAAUGUACCGACAAGUGCUGGUAAAUCGGGAAGAUACUCCAUUUCAGAGGAUUCUUUGGAGAGAUAGUCCUGAAAAGGAGCUUCAAGAGUUUGAAUUACUUACCGUGACCUUUGGCACCGCAUGUGCUCCAUAUUUAGCUGUGCGGUCACUGCAAGAGUUAGCCUAUAAGGAGUGUCAGAAUAAGCCAGAAAUCGCUAAAAUUAUUUUGAAUGAUUUUUACAUGGAUGAUGUGAUGACCGGAAGUGAAACCCUAGAAGAUGCUUAUAAAAUAUAUAAAGAAUUAACCGAAGUGUUAGCGAAAGGAGGGUUUCCGUUGCAGAAAUGGAAAAGCAAUUCUAAGGAAAUAUUAGCUAAAAUAUGGAAAGCAAAGGGUAAUAAGGAUGAGGAAUUAAGGAUUAAGGUAGAUGAUACAACUAAAAUAUUAGGACUUACCUGGGAUCAGCGUGGUGACUUCUUCCGGUACUCUGUAGAUCUUGCACCGCAGGAGGAACCUGUAACAAAAAGGAAAAUCAUAUCUGAUAUAUCCCGAUUAUUUGAUCCACUCGGAUGGUUAGCUCCUUGUAUUAUAGCAGCAAAAAUACUCAUACAAAAGCUUUGGUUAGCUGGUAUUGGGUGGGAUGAGCCAGUUCCUACUAAUUUAAUAAUUGAAUGGAAUACUUACCGUAAAAAUUUAACUGCCUUACAGAAUAUUAAAAUUCCACGAUGGAUACACACAUGUAAUAAAUAUAAGCGCGAGUUGUACGGGUUUGCUGACGCUUCGAAGGUGGCUUAUGCGGCUGUCGUGUAUCUGCGAGUUGUAGAUGAAGUGGGAAAUGUGUAUGUCUCGUUAGUUACAUCUAAAACAAAAGUAGCUCCCAUAAAGCAGGUGUCUAUCCCUAGACUUGAGCUUUGUGGGGCCGUACUCUUGGCUAAAUUGAUGAUUGAGGUAGCUGAAGUCAUGAAUGUUGAAAGAAAUCAGUUACAUGCAUUCACUGACAGUGAAGUAGUUUUAGCCUGGCUUGACAAUCACCCAAGUCGAUGGAAGACCUUCGUGGCUAACCGAGUUUCUGAAAUUCUACAGAUUUUGGAUACACAUCAUUGGUCCCAUGCCCAGGAUUACCUUCAUCAGUUCCUUCAAAGGCAUAAAUGGGAAUAUCAGAACCCAGAACCAUCACUGGGUGAUGUAGUUUUAGUCAAGGAGGACGAUCUACCCCCGGCGCGAUGGUUGCUAGGUAAAAUCGAGCAAAAACAUCCGGGACCCGAUAAUAUCACGCGGGUAGUCACAAUACGUACCAAAAAUUCUUUAAUUAAAAGACCUACUUCUAAGGUAGCAAUUUUACCUGUAACUAAAUAAGUUAUUAGUCGAAAGAUUCUUUACAAUUUGGACUGUUGCAUGGUGGGCGGUUUGAAGGACAUUUCGCAUAAUGUCCUUGGUGGGCGGUAUGUCCGGAUUAAACAUACACACCAGUAGGUAUUUGUAACUAUAACUUUAUUUUUUGUUUACAAUUUAUUUCAAUAAGUUUAGUUCCUCGAUGACGCCUAGAUGGCGUUGGUAGAUUUAUUUAAAUUUCUGAAUCACGCAAGCACUACAUCAACAUGUUAAUAUGUAAUCGCUUUCAAGUAAACGAUAAAAGUGUGUUAUAAGAAAAAAA
Messenger RNA from Melitaea cinxia (Glanville fritillary), 1667 nucleotides. RefSeq lists its product as uncharacterized. The transcript is spliced from 2 exons. Bases 38 to 1369 code for a protein of 443 amino acids. Lineage: Eukaryota; Metazoa; Arthropoda; Insecta; Lepidoptera; Nymphalidae. The record is from RefSeq and is a predicted model, not a curated record.